AUGUAUGCAUUGCCUACUAGUGCUGACCGUGCCGGUCACCUGUGCGUACCGCCUGACCCGGGUAUAGAGCCUGCUGCUCUAGCUGCUGGUGCGGCUGCUGCUCUGGGUGCUAGUGUGUCUCCUGCUCCAGGUACAAAUGCGGCUCCUGCUCUAGGUGCUAGUGAGUCUGCUUCCUCAGGUGCGGGUGAGUCUGCUCUCUCAGGUACCGCGUCGACUCCGGCCUCUCACACCUUCACCCUUGACCCGGGGGCUUCCCGCUCCUUCUUUCGAGACUGCACCACACUCACGCCGCUUGGUCGGCCAGUUGCAGUCUCUCUGGCAGACCCCUCUCGGGGCCCUGUCCUUGCUCACUUCUCCACUGUCCUCCCGUAUCCGGCGGCCCCCUCUGGCACCCUGUUUGGUCUUUACCUCCCCUCGUUCUCUACAAACUUGGUGAGUGGUGCUGACCUGCAGGAUGCGGGGGUUCACCAGUUCACUCCUGCGAGUCAGCGGGUGACCCACUGCACAGACGCUCGGACAGGCAGACACCUGGCCACGUUUACUCGUCGGCCGGGGUCGAGCCUGUACACACUGACCACUGCGUCUCCUCCAGUUGCUGAGCCUGGUAGGGUAGCUGCGUCGGGUCAGGUGUUUGCUGCAGCGUCCAGGUCUGGUCCUGAGUCUGCCCCCUGUUCUUGUCGUCUCCUGUCUCACGAGACUCUCCUCUGGCACCACCACAUUGGUCACCCCUCUCUGCUUCGGCUCAGAGGCAUGGCCUCUCGUCUUCUUGGGCGCCAGCGUGCUGCCCCUCACUCCUCCCAGUUUCCUCCGACAGAGGCCCCGUUGCAGACGCUUCAAAUGGACGUGUGGGGCCCAGCCCGCGUCCGUGGACAGGGUCACGAGCGCUACUUCCUGCUAGUUGUAGACGACUACUCGCGUUACACCGCAGUCUUCCCCUUGCGCAGCAAGGGUGAUGUCACUGAGGUGCUGAUCGACUGGAUCCGCGCAGCUCGUCUCCAGCUCAGGCAGAGCUUUGGCUCGGACUUUCCUUUUCUGCGUCUGCACUCGGACAGAGGCGGAGAGUUUUCCUCUGGCCUUCUGAGAGCCUACUGUCGCGCACGGGGCAUCCGUAAGACCUUCACGCUUCCGGACUCUCCACAGCAAAAUGGGAUUGCUGAGCGCCGCAUUGGCAUGGUCAUGGACGUCGCUCGUACGUCUAUGAUGCAUGCGGCUGCCCCCCAUUUUCUGUGGCCGUUUGCAGUCAGGUACGCGGCGCAUCAGAUCAACCUUCACCCCAGGGUCUCCAGGCCGGAGACCUCCCCAGCCUUGCUGUGGACGGGGAAGGUUGGCGAUGCGUCGGCGUUCCGGGUCUGGGGAUCUCGGGUGUUAGUCCGCGACUUGUCUGCGGACAAGUUGUCCCCUCGUGCUGCUCCUUGCGUCUUCCUGGGGUUCCCCCCUGACGCGCCUGGGUGGCAGUUCUACCACCCCACCUCUCGCCGUGUUCUGUCCUCCCAAGACGUCACGUUUGACGAGUCGGUCCCCUACUACCGCCUCUUCCCCUACCGCACUCCGUCCCUCCCCCCGCCCCCGCUCUUCCUUGUACCAGGUCCCCCCCAGGUAGACCCCCUCCCCCCUCAGGGUCCUUCCCCUUCAGGUGUGUCCCAGGUAGACGCAGUCGAGCCUGUCAAGGUCACUGGUGACUCUGGUGCUGCUGAGGGUGCUGAGCCUGGGGGUGCUGAGCCUGGGGGUGCUGAGCCUGGGGGUGCUACACCUGGGGGUGCUUUGCCUGGGGGUACCGGGCCUGGGGGUGCUGAGCCUGGAGGGGAGCAGCCGGCCUUCAGCAGUGGGUGA
This is a messenger RNA of Closterium sp. NIES-65, 1830 nucleotides long. The record is from the annotation of a GenBank genome assembly. Lineage: Eukaryota; Viridiplantae; Streptophyta; Zygnematophyceae; Desmidiales; Closteriaceae.